CAGUUACGAUAAUAUGUCAAAAUAGUUGACCUUCGUACGAUAUGCUCAUAAAUAUUUGGAAAUGUUAAAUUUUUCUUCAGGAUUUUAUAUUAGAACACUUUUAUAGUGAUUUAGUUUACAGUGAUGGCUCAACCAAAUCAGGUGACAGUCGAUAUUGAGGACGACGAGCCAGCAGAGGCUGCGCCGCGUCACAAUGCACUACACAGGCUCGAUUCAGUUUCCAGACCAACAGUUCCGAAUAGAAAUAACCUGGGCCUCGGAGAUCGCCUCAACAGUGUAUUCAGAGAAAUCAGACCUCUCGUAGAAAAUGCUCGUAUGGGAAAUAACGCACGGCUGUCCCUGCCCACAUGGUUGCCGAGGAAUACGCCGGGCACACAUCAGAUUGUAGAUCUUGGUGCUCAAAGGCCACAGAGCUCUAUAGCUCAUGUAAACUUAGGGCCAAAUGCUCAAACUUAUAUUGUUAAUGAACGGGGAACUCCACCCACUCACCGGUCACAGUCUACCAGCCAUGGGAUGAGCAACAGUGCUUCCAAUGACUCCAACUUGUCGGAACAGGAGCAAGAACACCCAGAGAUCAAUGUGUCGGUGAAUCCGGCCAACAAUAACAAUAUACAUGACAAUGCGGAUAAUGAUAGUCAAAGUGAAGAUGGAACACAACAGGUGGUCGACGUUCGGGCGACACUGAACUUACUUCUACGAUACGCACCGUUUUACUUCUUGCUGUUCAUCAAAUUCAUGUACGACAGUCGAGAAGGCAUCUUCACGUUUAUUAUACUGUUCUGCACGUUCACACAUAGCAACAGUCUUGUUAGGAGAGAACAUGGAAAACAGAUGCACCGGAGCAUACUAGCGUUAUUCAGCGAGCUAGUUUUCACUUCCAGUUGCAUAGUUAUAGUGCACUUCCUCUUCGGCCAUGGCAAGUUGUUACCCAACGUGGUCAUGUUUCCCGGGUAUACGGAGCUCGAUGUAUGGGAACUGUUGUGGCUGGUGGUCCUUACUGACUUGAUAGUCAAGAUUAUUACUGUGGAUAUCAAGAUCUUGGUCACCAUGAUGCCGGCGUUUAUAUUGCCGUUUCAGAAGAGGGGUAAAGUAUACCUAUUCACGGAGGCGGUCUCCCAAUUGUACCGCUCGUUGCUCACCAUACAGCCGUGGAUAUUCUACCUGAUGCAGUCGUACGAGGGCUCCGAGAAGAUGGUGGGCAUGUUCCUAACGUCCGUGUAUGUCAUCGCGAAGGUCAUUGAGGUGUUGGUCCGGUUGAGACUGUUUAAGAAUGCUACUUGGACCUUGUUACAGAGCGUGAAUCUCGGCACAAAACCAACAUGUGAACAACUGCUCUCCGCCGGCGAUUCCUGUCCCAUUUGCCACGACGACUACUCGACGCCAGUCCGAUUGGGCUGCAGUCACAUCUUCUGCGAACUGUGUAUCUCUGCCUGGCUGGACCGAGAACAUACCUGCCCACUGUGCAGGGCUAAGGUAGCUGAUGAACCUACCUGGAGAGACGGAUCCACCACAUACGAUUUUCAACUCUAUUAACCGGUUUAGUUGGGAGGUUGUGACCAAUUUUGAGUGUAGCUCUGCAACUCCUCCUGGUGAGAUAGGAUCGGAUUGCACAAUUCAGAAUUUGCAAAUUUUUCAAAAUAUGGAUGCGCGAAAAAUUCCAAAAAAAAAACCUUGAUUUAUUUUGGUACAUAGUGCAUUUCAAAAAUGUUGUCACCUUACGGGACUGUUUUAUCUACGUAUGUAAAAUAUUGGGUCUCUAUUCAAAAUUACAAUAAUAGCUGCAAUAAUUUAAAAGUGCGCGACAUCUUCGUUAAAUAAUCAAAGUUGCGUAUGUACUCGAAAAUGUAUGCUAUGCUAGCCUCCAAUGAAAAAUAUACAAUCUCUAUUUGACGCUUCACGAUUCCUUCCUUCAGCCAAUCAGUCUAUGGUGCAAAUGAAACCGAUUUCUUCAAGACCUAUAAUGUAUUAGGUCACUUGGAGUUUAUGGUUAUGUAUUUUCAACUAUGUAUCGUCUUCUGGGUCUGUCACAGAUGUAUUGGUCUCGUUCAAUGAAGUUCUUAUUUAAAUCCGAUUAAAUAAGGUGCUUUCGACGUCCCAAAAUGUUUGUGACAGGCCUAAAGCUAAUUUGGUUGACUAUUUUAUACCUUUGGAUGUAUGAAGAUUCGUCUGUGUGAGUCGUUAAAUGUGUGCUCUAUGACACUAGGGUAAAAUUGUUGAAGAUCUUAGUUGUUCUAAUACUUACUAAGUUCGUAAGUGCUUGUUACCAAAUUGCUGUGUUUGUGUGUCUGUCUGGUGAUCUUUGUUACUUGUCAGAAAACUGUUCGACAGCUAGAUUUCUUCUUUUAAAUUACGUUAGGAAUAAUAGGUUGUUAAAUAAACUCUAACAUUCUGUAUUUAACUUGUAUAAGGUCUAAAUAUUAGCCGUUUCAUUACGUUUAAGUCCUAGACUUAUUAAAAUGAGACUCAAAUUUUAAGAGAUUAUUCAGGCCUAAAAGUAAAGUUAGUCUCUUUAUGAACUUCUAUUAUUUAUGUACAUAGUGUAAGCACAUCAAUCAUAGCGGCAACCAUUUAUUUUUUAUUUCUUUAUAGUUAUAAUUUAUAUAUUAUAGAUAAUGUAAAUAGGAAAUAAAUAUUUAAACUAAAUCAUGAUAUUAAAAUUAAAAUAAUUACAUAAUUAAAUAUUUGUACAAGAAAUUACAUAAAUGAAUGUAACAGCUACUAGUAUAACUGAUAAUUCUAUCGGUCGUCCACUAAGCGUGAAGGAUUUUCAACUUUGUUGGUUUAACACAACAAAAAAAAAUAUUUAUUUAAAAUAGUGUUCAAUUUAAUUGUUGUAUCAAAUAACGUGCUUUUAGCCCAUAUAAUAUGCUUUUAAUAAUAUCUAAGAAUGACAUAAGCCAAAUAGUGUAGCGUACAAAAAUGACUACUACAUGACUAUUCCAUUUUGUAUUGUAAAUAACAUAACUUUAAGUUACAUUAAUAAGCGUAAUGUGAUAAUUAAGAUCAGCCGCAAAAUGUGUGUAUGAAAUGAAUUUUGGAUACUCUGGCUUAGGACAAAAUAAACAAAUCUUUGUAUUAACAAUAUUCAAGUAUAUUCAAGAUCUUGAAGAAUAUUAUCAUGGCAUUUACAUAAAUCAAAAUCAGCUGAAUUCGUGUCAUGUUUCCGAUUUUUGAGUGAUUUGACAAUAUGGUAAAAAUUAUGAAAAAAAUAAUUAGGUGUUAACUUUUUGGCCUCUGUUUCGCCACUAGAUUAUAUCUUCUACAUAGAGUAUCUAAUUGUUGUUUUUUUUUUUCUUGUAGAGAGAUGAAAGUUAAGACACAGUUGCAAUGCGAAAAUUAUUGUUACUUCUUCGUACUUCUCCCUCCGUUCUUUCUUCGUAAUAAUAUUUUAAGUAGCGGAACAGAGUGUCUUCGGUCUUUAGGCGUAUAUAAAAAUUCACGAGCUGUUAUUGCGUCCUUUCAUAUUUCACCUUAAAAUUACGUAUUGACAUUCCACACCUUGUUAUCGCAUUAUUUUUUGAUUAAUUAUUGUAAUGUACUAAAAUAAGAUUAUCUACUGGUUAAGUUCUGCAUUGAGAAUCUAAGCUAAGUAAAACCUAAUCGUUUGUUUAGGAUUACUUAGUUUAUUUAUCGUUAAUUCUCAAUUCAGAAAUCGGCCUUAUAUAUUAUGAUUCUAGAAGCGUUCUGUUGAAUUGAAAAAACGAAUAAAAGGUUUUAAAGAAUAUUUAAUUUCCGUGCUAUUUACAGACGAAACGUUUUAGUCAAGCUUGUGGUGAGCAUUAAGUCCAGUUGGUCGAAAAUCAAUUGGAUUCCUUCCCUUUGUGUAAGGUCUUGUUCAGAUAGAAUGCAGUCUAUCGACCAAUUAAUAGUCGCGAAGAAGCUUUAAAAAAUGCGUACAGGUUACGUAGAUUUUGAAAGGGAUUCAGAAAGCUGCAGUUGCAUUUUAUCUGAGCACGUCCUUCCAUCACUAUUGUUAUAGGACAAUACAGUGUAUCGUAUGUCUAAUAAUGUACAGAAUAUAUAUAACCAUUUGUAACUUUAAUAGAUUUUAAAAUAUUCAAUGCCGCUCGGCAGAGCAUUCUCUCUUUACUCUUAUUUUUAAAAGAAUGAGUUUUAAAUUCAUUGUGAUGAGAAUUGGAAUUGUAUAAGUAUGUACAGGUUUGUUUGAAAAUGUUUAGUUUAUAAUGCGAGUGCCUACGUGUAGGCGAGACAUUACGUUAUAGCAGUUGAUGAGUUAAUAAAAUAUUAUGCAAAUCAA
Messenger RNA from Helicoverpa zea (corn earworm), 4258 nucleotides. RefSeq names its product RING finger and transmembrane domain-containing protein 2. The coding region runs from base 124 to 1533 and encodes 469 amino acids. The record is from RefSeq and is a predicted model, not a curated record. Gene Ontology annotation, biological process: positive regulation of ERAD pathway. The transcript has 6 exons. Gene Ontology annotation, molecular function: ubiquitin protein ligase activity. NCBI's taxonomy places the organism in Eukaryota, Metazoa, Arthropoda, Insecta, Lepidoptera, Noctuidae.